Molecule: messenger RNA, 941 nt
Organism: Staurois parvus
Lineage: Eukaryota; Metazoa; Chordata; Amphibia; Anura; Ranidae
Source: the annotation of a GenBank genome assembly
AUGUCGGCUCAGGCCCAGAUGAGAGCUUUGCUGGAUCAGCUAAUGGGCACGGCCCGUGAUGGCGAUGAGACUCGUCAGCGCGUAAAAUUUACAGAUGAUCGUGUCUGCAAAAGUCACCUCCUGGAUUGUUGUCCUCAUGACAUUCUUGCAGGAACGAGGAUGGAUUUGGGUGAGUGCACCAAGAUUCACGAUUUGGCACUGCGAGCCGACUAUGAGAUUGCAAGCAAGGAGAAAGAUCUGUUUUUUGAGCUUGAUGCUAUGGAUCAUUUGGAGUCAUUUAUUGCGGAGUGUGAUAGGAGAACUGAACUUGCGAAGAAACGACUUGCUGAAACACAAGAAGAAAUAAGUGCAGAAGUUGCUGUAAAGGCAGAAAAAGUUCAUGAAUUGAAUGAAGAGAUUGGAAAGCUGUUGGCCAAAGCUGAACAGCUGGGAGCUGAAGGGAAUGUUGAAGACUCCCAAAGAAUUCUGUUGGAAAUGGAGAGAGUAAAGGCUAGGAAAAGGGAGGCUGAGGAUGAAUAUCGCAAUUCAAUGCCUGCCUCCAGCUUCCAGCAGCAGAAGCUUCGUGUUUGUGAAGUGUGUUCUGCCUACCUUGGACUGCAUGACAAUGAUCGUCGGCUUGCAGAUCACUUUGGUGGGAAGCUUCACCUAGGAUUUAUACUGAUUAGAGAAAAAAACUUGAGCAAAUGAGAAAAGCUGUGGCAAGCAAGCAGGAGAAACGGAACCAGGAACGCUUAAAGAGACGAGAGGAGCGGGAAAGGGAAGAGAGAGGAGGAAAGAGAUCGCGAUCAAGAGAUAGGAGGCGACGAAGGUCACGAUCCUCUUCUCGUGACAAGCGAAGAUCAAGAUCAAGGGACCGACACAGGCGACAUCGUAGUCGAUCAGGAAGUCGUAACAAAAGUUACCAUGGCAGUUCUAGAGAUAAGGAGAGAUCAAAAAAAUAA